Messenger RNA from Poecilia latipinna (sailfin molly), 1228 nucleotides. RefSeq lists its product as uncharacterized. Gene Ontology annotation, biological process: positive regulation of ERK1 and ERK2 cascade; interleukin-15-mediated signaling pathway; T cell activation. The record is from RefSeq and is a predicted model, not a curated record. Gene Ontology annotation, molecular function: MHC class II protein binding; protein tyrosine kinase binding. NCBI's taxonomy places the organism in Eukaryota, Metazoa, Chordata, Actinopteri, Cyprinodontiformes, Poeciliidae. The transcript has 4 exons. The annotation marks the transcript as partial. Gene Ontology annotation, cellular component: membrane raft; external side of plasma membrane.
CUGGUAAUACUUAACCUUACAGUUAAUUUUAAACUAAGCCAGCAAAGGAAAGGAGACAAACUUGUCGUUCUUUUAAGGAAUGAAACGUAAGUCAGAUUUUUUCAGACUGAAGCAACAGUUUUCUCCUAUUCUUUUCUCAGUUUCCCUGGUUUUACCAGAUGCUAAUGAAACAAAGGAUGGAAACGCCACGUUGCAGUGUUCUCCCUGGAAAAAGCAGAUAAAUGUUCCUUGCUCAGAGAGGAACAUCCGCUGGCUGGAUGCAGCCGGAGCCGAGCUGCAGGGUGAAGCCGUCCACUUCCAGCACUGUGCUGCCAAUCUGACCGUGAAUCUUCAGGAUGACAGAGACAAAAUAUUGACCUGCCAGAUCUUCUUCUUCAACAAAGUGAGGACAGAGGCGAACUACCCACCGGUUUCUAAAGACACCAGAGGAGGAAGUGUUCAUUUUCAGUUUUCCAAAUCUGGAGCUGAUGUUGCUCUGUCCUGUAAGAGGGAUUUAGUUUCCUUUGACUGCUCCGCUGUUCGCUGGCUCCACUACAGGGGAUCCACAAAACCAACCCUGGAGAUUGAAAAUGGAAACAUGGUUCAGAGUUCAGGUCGGGCUGCCAGGCUCAGUGUGGACAGUCAAUGUUCUCUGAUCAUCACCAACAUCACUGCAGAGGACGCUGGAAAAUACACCUGCCAGCUUCAGGGUGGAGCCGGCUUUGACACUGACGUGUAUUUAUUUAUUUUAACAAUGUCUCCACCUCCACCUGAUGCUGAUGUAACAAAGGGAAGAAAUGUCACGGUGCAGUGCUCUCUGGCGGGACACAGUUCAUCGGACCACUGUCCACAGAACAUCAUCCGCUGGGUGGACGACUCAGGAUCUGAGCUGACUGGUGAAGAUGCUGGACACAAGGAUGGAAAACACAAAACCUGUGCUUCUUCUCUGACUGUGAAGCUCCAGAGAGGCAUCAAAACAAGAUAUCACUGCCUGGUUGUUGUCCAAACCAAAGUCAGAGUAGUUGCUGAGUACACAGCUUUCUUACCAGAGGCCAGCCCUCCUACAGACCUGAUCAUGAGUGAUGUGACCAACACCAGUUUAAGGGCGGCCUGGACGGCGGCGCCCAGGAACAAACAGACUCACACGGUGCAGGGAGAUGUAACUUCCUCCAUCCUGACAGGUUCAACUCCAAAGAUGCGUUACCAAACGUCUGUGGUCACCAAAGGGAGCGACCGACUCACUGGACCA